AACGUGUUUCGUUAGCGCCUUAUGUGAAUUGAAGAACAACACACAGUGCAGCUACAAUGCGUGAUUGACCAAACGUGGCGUAUGUCCCAACGCUGGCUCGUUAAAAAAUAACUACAACAACAAGCACCAUAUAAAUUCAAUUCUAAUUGAAAUUUAUUUAUCAACGCGGUCACAGUCGCAGUCGCUUCGUUUCGCGUAUCGUCUCGUAUAUGUGUGCAUGCAUAUAUACAUAUUUUAGGCACUGCCAGCAAGCGCAAAUGUCACAGUGACGAUUCCCCAUCCGCCUUCACCGGCAGUCUCCCGCCACACCACCCAAAUCCCCCCCACACACACACACCCUUCCCCCGUCAUAUGCUUUAGUGGCUGGUGAAUCUCUUAAUUAACCAAAGAUGGGCCCGCGUUUGGCUUGAUGGAAAAAGCGAGGAGCAAAAAAAUUAAAGAAAAAAUUCAAAUAAUAAAACGCACACAAGAUGUGGUAAAAAUUGAUAGCAAAUAUUAAUUGAUGACAAUAAAUGCGCCUAACACAAUUGAAUCGAACGCAAACGAUCAAUAGUUGUCAGCAGCUGGAGAAGAACGGAUCGAAACGGAGCAUCUGUGAAAAUGGAAGGCGAAAUGAACGAAAUGGACGCGAACAAUGAGAAGAAAGUGCUCUGUGAGAAGAUCAUACGCGACAUAAACGCUGUCUUUCUCAAGGAUGCCGACUUAACCUCAUUUGAGAUUAUACCAAAGGAGACGAAUUGCAAUAAGUCGCCGGUGGUGCAUGUGGAACACAAUCUGGGCCUGGAGUCGUGGUGUGCCCAACAUGUCUACGAUCAUGCCCAUCGCACGCUCAUCUCUCAUCGCCGCCAGACAACACAACAGCAGCUGCGCACCCUGCAGCAGCAGCAGCAGAGCGACUCUCUGGCCAAAUACCUGAAUGUGGCCCUGCUGAUCAAUCCGGAUGUGACGACGUUCUGGCACAUACGCCGUCAGCUGGUGCAAAAGAAUCGCCUCAGCAUCAACAAGGAGCUGCAAUUCUCCGCCCUAGUGCUCUCCAUUAAGCCAAAAUCAAACGAGGCGUUCGCCUAUCGUCGUUGGCUCUACUCCUUUCAGAGCGCCGAUGCCAUUGACUGGCCGCACGAGAUAAGCAUAUGCGAGCGUGCCGCCGAUCGUAGCGCCAGCAACUAUCACGCCUGGUCUCAUCGCCAGUGGGUGCUGCAGAAUGCACCCUGCCUGCUCCAAUCGGAGAUGAUGCGCACGGAGAAGUUUAUGCGCAAGCAUAUUAGCGACUAUAGCAGCUAUCAUUAUCGCCAGGUUCUGCUCAAUCGAGCCUACGAGCUGUGCUUCUAUGGGGCUGACGAGUCGCAGCCACAGUUGGCCAGUUUACGGGAUCUGCUCGCACAGUACGAGUUCAACUGUGACGCGACCGAUGAGACAGUCAAUGAGCCGGGGGAAUCGCUGCUGCAACUGCUGUUGCCCAACCUGAAUCGCAGCGGGAUUAGUGAGCAACGUUUGCGCUCCUUUCUCUACUGUUGCAACGUGGCCGCCAGCGAUAUGCGUCUGUGUGUGGAACAGCGGGCGUUGUAUGGUGGACGCGAUUGCUUCGAGCUGCAUCGGCGCGCCUCGCUCAAGUUCAUCGUGGAGCAGUGUGUGCGCCUGCUUACUGGUCUGGCCAGCGGAUCGGGUCGCUAUCUGCCACCGGCCAGCGGUGCACAGGUGAGCGAGUUACGCAAAUUCGAUUGUGAGUCGCAUCCGUUUCUCGUCGCGGUGCGACGUGUCGAGUUUGAGUUAGGUGACAAGCACAGGCGCUGGUGCAAUAUGCAUCUCAAUUUUGGCCAACAGGAGCAAGCCAGCAACUAAAUUCAAAUCCACUCAAUCCACUUGUUGGUCAAAUGUGCCGUAAGCGCAACGCAACGCACUCAUUGAGGCUGUUUCGUUCUCGAGCAGAAUCGAAGUCAUACAUACAUAUGCAUAUCAUAUAU
Molecule: messenger RNA, 1961 nt
Organism: Drosophila grimshawi
Lineage: Eukaryota; Metazoa; Arthropoda; Insecta; Diptera; Drosophilidae
Gene: temp
Product: protein prenyltransferase alpha subunit repeat-containing protein 1
Exons: 3
Coding region: 601-1839 (412 amino acids)
Biological process (GO): protein prenylation
Cellular component (GO): cytoplasm
Molecular function (GO): protein prenyltransferase activity
Source: RefSeq, a predicted model, not a curated record